UCCCACAUUAUCGAAAGAGCAUCUUCCACUGUAUGCCUGUGUUCAGUAGCAUGCAUGCUAGGGCACGAAUAGCCAUAUCCCUUGUAAUAAGUAUGUGCAUAGGCCUAUAUAUUUUGUAAAACAGGCUAUUUGGAAGCAAAGGGACGCAACUAGUGGUCUGUAUUGUAGUACCAGACUGCCAGUAAAACGUGUAAGCAAACAGCGAUCGUUGAAAGCGGACUGAUUUACAGCGUUUUAUAGCCCUAUAAAAACUCCUCAAACAUUGCUGGCAAAAGUAAUCGAAAUGGGCUCUGCACAUAAAGAAACCAUAAACAUCUGCCCUUUUAUGUCAUUUUCACCAGAUCAUAUAGACCUAAGACUAAAAGACGUUAGAUGCUAAUCGACGUUAGAUGCUAAUUAACAAGUGAUUGACCUUGUGUUAUGAUGAUGACCAUUAUUACCCAUCCCUUGCAUGUAGGACCUUUUUUAUAUGUAGUUUAUUAUGAUCACGAAUCUUCUUCAACGUAUUUGUAUUAUUAUUAUUACCAACUAAAUGUUUCUCAUUAAGGUCAAGUAGAUCGUGUUUAGGUCUGCUGUCCAGUUAUUUGUUGUGUCGUGCAUAACAGAAGUGAUGCAAUUACAAAAGUUAAUGACAGUAUAAUAGUGCCAGUAAAGCAUCUGUUAAAAUGCGUUACAUUCAUACCUGACAGCUUUAUUUGCGGUGACUUACUUUUCUGAAAACAACAUUGGUUGAAGUUUGUAAUGGACUUCACUCCCCUAUCUAGGAAUAUAAUAUUACUGUUCACAGAUUUAGACAACCACAUAUGUUGAUAGAAAUAAACCUGCGAUGGGACAUAAAGUAAUUUCAAAGCACUUUUUAACAAUUUUUAAUAUUAAUUAACGUAAAAACAUAAUGAAAGCGAAGGAAAUAGAGAAAGUUAAAGAGAGGUAGAGAGAGACUCGGAGGGAGAUAGAGGAAAUGGGGAGAAUGGAGAAACCUAAAAGCAUCAGCCUGUCCAAUAAUGACUCUUUCAGCAGAAUUAGCGAUAAGUUGUCAUUAAAGAAUAGACUUCUGUAAUGUUCAUUGGCACAAGAUAACAAAUAGUUGACAUUAUUGAUGCAUUUUAAUUUCAAAAUAUUUUCAUUAUAGUUAUAUUGGCACAGUUUUUAAUGUUCUUAAAGUCAAAACACGCAAGUACUGUAAUUACUCAAAAGUUGAUGUUCUUCACUUAUAUGAUGAUCAUGUACCUACCCGUUUUUCUGAUAUGAACCCCUGUUCUACCUUCAAAACCUGUAGUGAAAUGGGCGAUUUUUCUUUUGGUAGGGCCUAGCCAUUUUGCUGGUGGAACCCUUCUAUUAUUGUUUAAUUUUUAUCUCUUUAUGACCAUUAUAUGAAUAUGAACUUUAAUAAUAACAAAUAUAAUUGAACUCUAAGGACACUGUAAUUCCAAUAUGUAGUGUUGUGUUACAAUAUGUGCUUAGGUUGCAUUUGUUUUUGAUAAAUGACAUAGGUAAGACAACAUGAGAAAGAGAGAGAGGAGAGAAAGAGAGAGAGAGAGAGAGAGAGAGAUUAUGCCCACAAUGGCGACCAAAGGUUUGAAAACCUUUGGUUCCUUAUCCGGGAACUACCUCUCACUCUGCCAUUGGGCCGUGGGGUCACGUGGUAAAAGUAACUUUACAGGGCUGCUCGCAAGUAGGAGGGCUUUAUGGAACAGAAAAACGACAAAGCUAGAAAAAUUAUUUUCCACUCCAGAAAUUAAUGAUCAUGAGCUCGUAUUUGAUGGACUCUACCUACAUUGAUCCGAAAUUUCCUCCAUGCGAGGAAUAUUCGCAAAACAGCUACAUCCCCGAGCACAGCCCUGAAUAUUACAGCCGCGCGAGGGACCCUGGCUCUGGCUACCAGCAUCACCAUCAGGAGCUGUACCCUCCGCGGGCGAGCUACCAAGAGCGCCAAUAUAACUGUGCAAGCAUCCCUGAACCAGACACGCAAAGGGGACAUGGACUACCCCAUUCUGCGCACCUGCUUGCAGGGAAAGGGCAGCCAGUCCCAUGUGAGACCCCCCAGUUACCACUGUCCCCCUCCACCCCACCGACUGCAUCCUCUGCCUGCAACCAAGCUACACCGGAUCAUCCAAACAGCUCUGCCUCCUCCAAGCAGCCCGUGGUGUACCCAUGGAUGAAGAAAAUUCACGUCAGCACUGCGAACCCGAAUUACAAUGGAGCAGAUUCCAAGCGGUCUAGGACAGCUUACACUCGGCAGCAGGUCUUAGAAUUGGAGAAGGAAUUCCACUAUAACCGCUAUUUAACACGGCGGAGGCGCAUCGAAAUAGCUCAUACAUUAGUUCUCUCCGAGCGACAAAUCAAAAUUUGGUUUCAGAAUCGCAGGAUGAAGUGGAAAAAAGACCACAGACUUCCUAACACCAAAGUCAGAUCCUCCACCACCGGCAUAUCCUCUGGGUCCAACACAUCCUCAUCUGCCGCCGCUGUCGGCACUUCCUCGGGCACUGGUGCAGUUACUCCCGAUGAACUUUCCGGAGGAGAGGAUGGCGAGGAUAUAACAAGGUUAUAAGGCGAAAGAAAACCACUUCAAGAAGAGAAAAAUGACUGAUAAUUUAUAGAAUAUUAUAUAUUUUGUUUUCUUAGGUAUUUGUGCGGUUUUAUUUAAGUCCAAAGUUAUAUAAAUUGCAUGUUAUAUAGCAUGGAUUUAUGCGAAUAGCCUUCUGAUGGAUUAUUUUUUCGCAACACAGGGUUUAAGUUAUUUAAUGCUGAAUCAAGAAGAUGUUUUUUAUGAGAAAAAUGUUUUGAAUGAAGGGGUAAAAAAUGUACAUUUUAUCUAAAUGUUAUAGUGGGCCAUUCGUUUGCCCUGCUGCCCAAGGUGAAAUGCACAAAAAUAUUUAUUUCAAGCUCAACACUGGAAGAAUAUAAUCAUAGUUAUUUUUGUUAAAAAUGCUGGAACAUACCGAUGGAAUAAAGAUCUUGAACGCGUAUGUUUGGGAUUAUAACAAGGUGAAUUACCUUGUUUAGCCUCUUUCAAAAACAGAAUUUUCAAUUACAAUUAGUUUGUGGAGUUGACGUUGUGUUUAGCAGAUUAUUGUGAAAUGCAAUAAACAGAGUUUAGUGUAUUUGUGAUAAUCAUAUUGGUCAAUAAAACAGUGAGUGUCUACUAGUUUUACACACGUUUGGAUGGAUUUCAUUCAUGGCCAACAGAGGUCAAGUGUCUAUUGUUUUGAUAACAGAAAGCCAAAGCCUAUUAGCCUAUGUGGUGACCGUUUUCUCAAAACGUUAGCCUAUCCCAGUACGUAUAUAUUUGUUCGGGCAAAAUGAACUUAUAAGAGGUUCUAUUAAGCCAAACUGACAUAGUUGGUUUGCAUUGUCCUUUCAGAGUCGUUAGGAAUAGUAUUCAGAUUCACCAUUCAUAUUUCCCCUUAAUUACAAUCAAUAAUCCAGACUAUAGCUAAUCUCUAAACCAAUAAUAAUCCAUAAUUAUUCUCCAAAUAAAGAGUUAUGGCAUGACUGUAUGCAUCUUAUCUUACGUACUAGCUCAUUAGUAACAUAGACAUUCAAUUAGGAUAAAGUAUCAUUUGGCAAGCCAUUCAACCAGGCCCUCAACCAGACUCCCUCUCUGGAAUAGGUUACUGACUGACCGACUGACUGACUGACUCACCGACUGAUUGUCAAAGAACCCUGCUUCCUGCUCAUUACUGAACCGAUA
Messenger RNA from Esox lucius (northern pike), 3691 nucleotides. Its product is annotated as homeobox protein Hox-C4a. Gene Ontology annotation, cellular component: nucleus. The coding region runs from base 1739 to 2548 and encodes 269 amino acids. Gene Ontology annotation, molecular function: RNA polymerase II cis-regulatory region sequence-specific DNA binding; DNA-binding transcription factor activity, RNA polymerase II-specific. The record is from RefSeq and is a predicted model, not a curated record. Gene Ontology annotation, biological process: regulation of transcription by RNA polymerase II; anterior/posterior pattern specification; embryonic skeletal system morphogenesis. The transcript is spliced from 2 exons. NCBI's taxonomy places the organism in Eukaryota, Metazoa, Chordata, Actinopteri, Esociformes, Esocidae.